AUGGAGUCGCGCGUCGCCUACCACGGAAAUGACAAGACUGAUAGCAGCAGAGAUAUCAUCAGCAGCCAGACGGGAUCCACCAGCAACCCGCUAGCUCUCUCUACCCACCAGCAACAGGGAGACAUCCUCGCCAUAAGCACUUCUUCGUCGCCGCCGGGCGCUGGCAAGUAUCCUCGCCGCGGAAGACGCGAGAAACCAUGGCCGCCCUCUAAACAGCGGAAGCUGUUGCGCCUCUAUGUCUGCACACAAAGCGAGCGCCUGCCCCUGGUGCGCAUUCUCGAAAGGCUAAAGGAUGGCACUUUUGACCCAAGGCAACGAAAUUCUCACAAGCACCUCAAAAAUCUAUUACCAGACCGUCGCAUCGAUGACUGGCGACCGAGGGACCUGGCCUCGAUGUUGGUUCGAGUGCGCUUCCUUAGAUCAGUCAGAGCCGAGAGGAGGAUGAGGAGGAAAAACCGAGAUCACAGGGCACGCAGCAGCAAUACGAACCAGCACCAUGCCGCCGCCGACAUAGAGUGGAGAUCGCCGACGGGGUCCCUGGGCAGUCGCAUGGGAGUGGGUAUGGUGGACAGGGGGGCCAUGGAUACGGAUAUCAUCAUGAACUUGGACGGAAACCCUCUCCGCAAUAAUCAACACAUCCACCAUCACCGAGGCCGUCACGAUUCCGCCCAGUCAUCACCACAAGCCUUGCUAUCCGAGUCGGCCACAGCAAGCCCCGAAACCUCGCACGCAUCCCACGCGUCAUGUCAGCUUCACCAGUCACCCAUCAACUCCCCGGAGACUUCGCACACCUCUCAUGGCGCCCCAUCGCACCGAGAGAGGUCACCAGUGAGGUCCGAAAAGUCCAUGUCAAGUUCGCUCAAGUCAGCCUCGGAAUCCCUUAGGUCGGCAUUCAAGAGGAGGUCAUGGGCAUCGGUGCUGUCGAGCAUAUCGUCGGGUAUCUCCAGUCUUGCCCGUUCUUCGUCAUCGGCAUCUUCCAAGGGGGUUGGCCAUAGCGAGAACGGUCCUACGGUUGCGCUCAGCAAGUUGAGUCGAGAUGAUUUUCUUUCUCUGCUGGAAGAGAACAAGCCAUUGGCAUCAGCAACCAAAGCAAAGGUUGCCAAGGCGCUGCAGAACCCCUUGUUCAAGAAGAAGUACUCUUCUGUUAAUCCCAAGACGGAGGAAUUGAACAAUGCGUUGCUUGCCAUGUGCUGCUCGGCUCAUAUUGAAACCAGCUCCCCUCCUUGUGUGCAUGAGAGACUAUCCAAGGCCAUUGAAGCCCAGGACUCUGAAGGUCAUGCCUUCCGCAAGUUUACCGUUACCGACGAGGAGGCCAAUAUGGUGGACAAGUAUGGCAACAUUCUUCUGCACGUCGCUGCCCGAUGGGGCGCCCGUGUUUCCAUUUUGUUGUUGCUUCUGCGACACACUGAUGAUAUCCAGGCAGUUAACGUUCGUGGCGAGACUUUUCUCCAUGUUUACGAACCCCCAAGUCACCCAAAGCUAAGGCCAGCUUCUUUCAUCAACCUUGUGCGACAUCUGCGAUCACGGGGCUUCGACUUUUGUCAACGAGACGUCGAGAAGCGGACAUUUCUACAACACCUGGUCCCGAAGAAGACCUUCCCCAUCGAGAUCCUUCAUUGUCUGUUCCGUGAAGUCGGCCACGGGACGGCCCGCUUUCUUGUUGCCAACAAGUGCUCGGCUGACGAACGACUGUGGCACUGCAUCCGCAAGAACCUUUCGUAUCAAUCGCCCAAACUCCACCGCAUCUUCGGCGACGAGCAGGAGUUUGUCCGGCGCUAUCUCCCCGAAUUCAUGGGGGAUUCCUCGUGCAACAACUCGACCCGCAUUACCAUGACCUCCGACUCGGACAGUUGGCGCGGCAGCUCAAGUCGCGGCAGCACCGCCAGCAGCUCCCAAAGCAUCAAGCGAACGCCCGUCAUGCGUCUCUUGUGCAAGAUUGCUUCCGGUCGAGACUCGGACAAGCACGGGGGCGAGGCAAACCUGGACCAGCGUCUCGAGGCCCUCCUCGGCAUCGGCCCCAAAACCACCAAGCAGGACAUCGAAGCCUGGCUCAACGAGCGAGACACCGAAGGCAACUCGGCGCUGCAUUAUGCCGCUGAGUUUGGCAUUGUGGCGGCUGUCAAGUUCAUUACUUCGCAUGGCGCUCAGGUGAACGUGAUGAAUAACUGCGGCAACACUCCCCUUCAGCUCAUCAAGUACGCGAUCCAAAGGACGGACGUCAGGACAGAUGUGUACAUGGAGGCACGAUAUUUACGCUGUGCGGUGCUUUUGUUGGAGAGAGGAGCAUUCGAUCAGAGCAAGCUUGUCAGCGAGCGAAGCGUUAUCUACCCGUACGAUGUGUUUGACGGAAGCGAGAGGUGCAUUACCAAUCUGGUGAAGCAGGGUGUGGCGUACGAGUGUCGUGGCCUGCAUUUGCUAUCCUCAUCAAUAGCACCGCAUGGGCCAGCAAUGUGGAUGGAUGAGAAUGGACAUAUGCAGUUUGCGCAACACUCUUAUGAUGAGGAAGGAAAUAAUGGGGAGGGAAGUGGACAUGUGCAUGGGCACGGACAUGGGGGAUACGGGAUGCCGAUCGGUGCGGGCGGCAUGCCGAUGCAUUUGGAGUUUCAGACUUCCUUUCUUGGUUGAUCUCGGUUGGUGAUCUCUUUAUGGAGUUUUGGGUUGAAAGGGGGCAGGAAAGGACGAUAUGAGAAACGGAGAAUGGCGCAUAACACGGGGAGUUGUUUGGAUAAG
Neurospora tetrasperma FGSC 2508 is the source of this 2730-nucleotide messenger RNA. RefSeq lists its product as uncharacterized. Lineage: Eukaryota; Fungi; Ascomycota; Sordariomycetes; Sordariales; Sordariaceae. The record is from RefSeq and is a predicted model, not a curated record. Gene Ontology annotation, molecular function: protein binding. Bases 1 to 2625 code for a protein of 874 amino acids. The transcript is spliced from 3 exons.